This is a messenger RNA of Leptonychotes weddellii (Weddell seal), 261 nucleotides long. Lineage: Eukaryota; Metazoa; Chordata; Mammalia; Carnivora; Phocidae. The record is from RefSeq and is a predicted model, not a curated record.
AUGAGCUUCACCAGCUGCUCCACGGGCUGCCAGGCGUCCUGCUGCACCCCCAGCUCCUGCCAGGCAUCCUGCUACGUGCCCAUGAGCUGCAAGCCCGCCGUGUAUGUGGUCCCCUCCUGCCAGUCCUCUGUUUGCUUGCCCGUGAGCUACAAGCCCCUCGUGUUCAUGGCCCCCUCCUGCCAGUCCUCCGGGGGCUGCCAGCCCUCCCACCCCACCCUGCUCUGCAGACCCAUCUCUUGUAGCACCCCGUCCUGCUUCUGA